Penicillium crustosum is the source of this 2091-nucleotide messenger RNA. RefSeq lists its product as uncharacterized. Gene Ontology annotation, molecular function: N,N-dimethylaniline monooxygenase activity; NADP binding; flavin adenine dinucleotide binding. The transcript has 4 exons. NCBI's taxonomy places the organism in Eukaryota, Fungi, Ascomycota, Eurotiomycetes, Eurotiales, Aspergillaceae. The annotation marks the transcript as partial. The record is from RefSeq and is a predicted model, not a curated record.
CUCGCUUCCAACCCCAGGAUGUCACCCAAGAAAGUAGCAAUAAUCGGCGCCGGUCCCUCGGGCCUAGUCACUGCCAAAACCCUGCUUCAUAAUUUCCCGCCCGGGACAUUCUCUCCAAUAAUCUUCGACUGUCAGGACAAAGUCGGAGGUCUGUGGUCAAGUCACCAUCAUUCUCCCAAUCAGGUGAAUGCACCCGUUGUUACACUAGACCCUCGAAUGCGCACCAACCUCAGCUGCUUCACGGUUGCGUUUUCGGAUUUAUCCUGGGAGUCUGUGAUACCUGAUGCGGAUGUUCCUGUUUUUCCUCAGGCGAGACAGGUUGGAGACUAUUUGGCCUGUUAUGCGGAGCGGUAUAUCCCAACCCAUGUGCUUCGGCUAGGGUGUAGAGUAGUAAACACUAUACGGAGGGUUGAGAAUAGAGGUGAUCCGAAGUGGAAUGUUCAAUGGGUUCAGGAAAGCACGAAGCAAGCUCAGUCAGAAUAUGGAUUACCGGAUGAUGGAGUAUCUUCGGAAGAUGUUGACCUGAUCGUCAUCGCCUCUGGAUACUUUGCCCAGCAGUAUGUUCCGGAUAUACCAGGUCUUAAGCAAUUCCAAAGUCAAGGCCAAAUCAUCCACAGUUCUUCCCUCCAUUAUGAGCGAGAGCAACCAUUUUUUAAUGAAACCAAAGACGUGAAUGCCAUGUACGACUUGGGCCGCCGACCCCCGGGUCCAAUAGACUACGCCUUGGGGCCGAUCCCGGAAGAAAAAGCAGUCAAAACAAAUAUUUACUUCCACUCAUUGCUCGGGAGUGACUACGAGAAAUACGCGCACAUGGAUUCACCACAUGGCGCCGAAGAAUCCAGAACCCAGCCACCAUGGGUCGCCAUAGGGAAUGAUUACGCCGAGUUCGUCCGAUGCGGAGCGAUUCAGACCUCGAUGGGCCGGGUAACUUCUGUGAAUUCUAAUGCAGAUACCAAGAAAGCCUCAGUUCAGUACGAAGGGCCCGAUGGGGUCACCAAGACGAUAGAAAAUGUGACGACGAUAGUCAUGGCCACUGGGUUCACGCCGUACAAGUCCUUGUCAUUGCUACCAGACGAAGUAUUGAGAACCCUUGAAUACUCCAAAACGGAUCCCUUCACACCGUUGAUUCUCGACAAGGGAGGCAGCGUCCGCUCAGAAAUCCCCGAUCUGGGAUUCGUCGGAUUCUACCGUGGCCCGUACUGGGGUGUGAUGGAAAUGCAAGCGAGGUUCCUUGGGAAAAUGUGGAGUGAGAACAACGGUUCGCUUUGUGAAACAGACGACCAGAAGCAAAGUCUUCGCAGUCUCAGAUUAGCACAUCCGGAUCUAGCCCGUGGUCAGUUCCCCAUGGGCGACUAUGUCGGAUUGAUGGAGUCGUUCGGGAAGGAUCUAGAUAUUAGCCGCUCGGCACUGGAAUCAGGCAAUGGUCGGUCUGGGCCCGCUGUUCCUGCGAGGUAUACUUUUAGCAAUACAGAAACGCCAAGUACAGAGAGUGAGGUGGAAAAGACAAUGGGUUCUUUGCGCGACGCUCUUAUUCCUGGGCAUGAGACAGCACAGAAGGCCGCGGCGUCAGCUAUCUUUCGGGCUCUGCAUGGGACUUGGAAAUCUUCACAGAAAGCAGGGACUACUAGAUGUGACGCAUCUGGGACUCUGGCCUUUUAUCCGCGGUACCCAACUAGCACGGCAUAUGACAGGGAGUAUGUCUGUGUGGAGACAGAUGUGGGCUCGACCGGGCGGGAACAACCUUUGCAAAACAAUGUGCGGUUCAUCAUGCGCUUGGCAGAGGUGAAAUUCGAACUUGCCACUUCCCGAAUCGAGAUAUGGUCAUCAAACUUGGCAGAUAGGCUGUCAACUGAUCGACUUAUCCAGGUUUGGGAGCUGACGCCUCUAUCUCAGGAGAAGAAGGAGGAGGAGGGAGGGCCUAUUCCUGGGGAAUAUGUGAUAUCCGCGAAGAGUGUUGAUUCGGAUUCUGGAGUCGAAUAUUUGUAUACGUUCCAUUUCAAGGGGGUUUCCAUCAUAUCCUGGGAAUGCGUUGAAACGGACACUCUGGAAGAUAAGGGGGAGUUGGUUUCUUAUUUCUACACAAGAGACUAA